GUGGCCUGGCUCUUUCUUUAAAGGCUGUUCCGGGGUGCGUGGCCGCUGCCGAAACUGGACGUCCGUAUUGCAAUUUCUUUUAAGGAUGUACAUGGUUCAGUAAGAAGGAAAUAUGACUGAAUGGCAAAGGAAGUCUCCUUUGGAAUGGCUGGCUUUUGUGGAUAAAGAAGUCAAAGUACAGGCUGCUGAGAAACACCAGUACAAAGGAUGGGUUUUAACGGUUGACCCAGUUUCUGCCAACAUUCUUCUGGCAAAUCCCCUUGAGAAUGGGAAAGUGUCUGUUUUAGUUGUUUUAGGACAUGCUGUGCAGGAUAUUGAAAUAGUGACUGAAAGAGAUGAUGAAAUUAAAGAAAAACUUGGACACCUCUUCAUCGCUGGAAAAAGCCAAACUUAUAAUCAAGAAGAACUGGACAGAAAGAAAAACUGCUUGAAGAAUUGGCUGGAGAAAAACCACAUCCCUGUAAGAGAACAAGGAGAGCCACAAACACAACUGUGUGUGGCAGGUGUAUUAACCAUUGAUCCCCCAUAUGGACCAGAAGAUUGCAAUAGUUCUAAUGAAAUAAUUUUGUGUAGAGUUCAAGGAUUGAUUCAAAGUUAUCUUGCACUUCAGCAGGGAGGUAUAUAGAUCUAAUUACACUUAAAAGAUAUGGUAGUUUUAUAAAAAGUAGGCAUGUUUAAUGGUUGAUGGUCAUAGUCAGCCAGCGUUUCCAAAUUACAUAUUGUUUUGUGUACAAAUAGCAAUUGUAGCAGUUGUGCUAGUUGUAUUUUCAUAUGAAAAUAAUUUGACUUUUUCCCCCCACUGAGUUCUUGGAAAGUUGCUUUGUAUAAAUAAAAUAAAGUAAAAGAAAAUG
This is a messenger RNA of Candoia aspera, 851 nucleotides long. RefSeq names its product gem nuclear organelle associated protein 6 (gene GEMIN6). The coding region runs from base 113 to 625 and encodes 170 amino acids. Gene Ontology annotation, molecular function: RNA binding. The transcript is spliced from 3 exons. Gene Ontology annotation, biological process: spliceosomal complex assembly; spliceosomal snRNP assembly. Gene Ontology annotation, cellular component: nucleus; SMN complex. The record is from RefSeq and is a predicted model, not a curated record. Lineage: Eukaryota; Metazoa; Chordata; Lepidosauria; Squamata; Candoiidae.